Teleopsis dalmanni is the source of this 1538-nucleotide messenger RNA. RefSeq lists its product as uncharacterized. The coding region runs from base 322 to 1311 and encodes 329 amino acids. The transcript is spliced from 5 exons. The record is from RefSeq and is a predicted model, not a curated record. Lineage: Eukaryota; Metazoa; Arthropoda; Insecta; Diptera; Diopsidae. Gene Ontology annotation, molecular function: protein binding.
AAAAUUUCUUAUAUACAUGUUGGUGUAGAAAAUUUCUGUGAAAAACUUCUGUGAAAAAUUUAAGUGGAUAAAUUUACAAUAUUUUUGAGCAAAAGUUUUGGAUCGUUUCAUAUAUUUUUUAUGUUAGUUGGUGAGAUGAAAUUUCUGCAGUCGUUUUGCGUUAAAACAACUCGAAGUCAAUAAAAUUUAUAAAGUGUUAACAAAAUUUGAUGUUUCGAAUAAAGCCGUAGAUUUAAAUUGGCAUUUCUAUACGCGACUUUUUAAGCAGAAUUCGCUUAGCUAACUUUCAAAAUUUUGAGAUUUAUUAGUGAUUUCGAAGAAAUGGCGGACGAUAAAAUUGUUAAAAUUGAAUGUGACAGUUCUGAAACUGAACCUAUUAUUAAGAAGAACGAGCUUGUUUUGCCGGCUACAGCUCCACCGAUCUACAAGUUGCCAGCUGAAGUAUUUGUGUCAGUAUUCAAUCAUCUAAGCUGCAAAGAUGUAUUAAAUGUCCGUGCCACAUCAAAGCAUCUAUUGGAGAUUGGCGAUUAUUAUAUACGUCAUAGUUGCAUGAAAUCAUCUCAGAAAUUAUCUGAGGAAUCAUCUCAGAAGCCAAAGGACAAAUAUCGAAAAGAUUCUGUGGAGAUCGUUACUCUGGCGACUGAGUUGUUUUAUAGAACUGGAUUUGAAAAUUUUUUCUAUUUGUGCAUGUUUCCCAUGCUUAAAACCGGCGUUGAUGUUACACGAUUUCUGAGCAACUUUUACGGUUAUGUCAAUACCAGAAAAAAUCCUGACUCAAACCGCAAUUUCCUCUACACCAUUACUGUGGUAGAUAUGUUAUUGCAUUUUCAGAAUGUCAAUAUGCUGCCUUCCAAUAUUGCUCCCUUACAUUGGCGUAAGGUAUUUGAGCUGACUGGACCAUGGAUGGGAUUAUUGUGGGGUCAGGAACCUCGUUUCCGCGAUAAUGUUGAUAAGCGCAAUGAUCUCAUGGUUAUAUUGGCGGAGAUGCUCCUAUCCGAUCGUUCAAAUGGCAUUCUGAAAAAAGUUUGGGAGAAGGUCAAUGAGGUGUACAUCAUCGGCAAUAAAACCAUAUUGACACGCAAUCCGAAAACAACUAUCACCUUAACUGUUUACAACUGUAGCGGAGUUAAGGAUCUAUUGGAAACUGCUUUUAUUGAGCGUGACUUCAAACCUCUAAUGCAUGUAUUAAUUGGUGAAAAUGCGUUUGCGGCUUCUAUUCACAUAUGUUCUCCGGAAGCAGUGAAGUGGGGCUGUGCUAAGUGUAUGACGUUCGAUAUCGGUGCUAUCAUAUCCGAAUCCAUCGAAAACUAAUUACUUAAUUUUAAAGAACUUCAGUUCAGAACUGUCUUAUUUUAGUGACAAAAUUUCUUCAAAUGUUAAACAGAAAACCUUACUUAUUCCUAAAUAUGAUAUUUUCAGACCCGUUCGAAUAAUAUUUAUUCCACUAUUUAUCAAUGUAGACAAAAUGUGACUGUUAUCAAAUUACUUUAGUAUUUUUAAGAAUUCAACGCAAUAAAUUUAGAAACAAGUGCUAUAAA